Messenger RNA from Anopheles nili, 1215 nucleotides. Its product is annotated as leucine-rich repeat-containing protein let-4-like. Gene Ontology annotation, cellular component: extracellular matrix. The transcript has a single exon. Gene Ontology annotation, molecular function: protein binding. The coding region runs from base 1 to 1215 and encodes 404 amino acids. Lineage: Eukaryota; Metazoa; Arthropoda; Insecta; Diptera; Culicidae. The record is from RefSeq and is a predicted model, not a curated record.
AUGACCUCCGAUGGAGGAGCAAAGCUACGAAAGACUAUCGAUAUCGCAGAUUCAACGGUUGUAAUAGUAAUCGAGAAACUGAUUGUGAGUAGCACUGCUUCGGGUCCAUUUCUACAGAGUGUUGGAGCGUUCACAGAUGGAAUCAUAUAUAAGAAUUAUCGAGAUCCUGUAUUUCAACUGCCAGAAGACAACACAAUGAAGUAUAUUGAAAUAAAUGAAUCUGAAAUGAUGCGAUCGUUUGUGGCAGGAUUAAAUAGCAAUUUAAAAACACUGAUCAUUGAAAAUUGCCGACUAGAUCGUGUGCCCCCGACUCUUGCAAAGAUAAUCAUGCUGGAAACUUUGACCAUAAAAUGGUGUUCGUUAACGGGAUUGCGCCUGGAUGUGUUAAUCGAAAACCAUAAUUUGAUUUCAUUAAAUCUAUCUUACAACAAAAUACGACAAAUAUUUCCAGUUACUUCAACUCCCAGGAAAAUGUUAUCCAUCUUAUAUAUACAUCUUGGAGGUAACCAGCUGGAAGAACUGGAUGUAUCGAUGUUUGCUUUUAUGCCAAGUUUGGAGCGCUUAAUUGUAUCAGGCAAUAAGAUAGUUCGCAUAGAAGCUACAAGCCCAGUGACAUUCGUAAACUUUACUGGAUUCGAGUUGGAAAUGAACAAAAUCUCAUCUAUGCAUUUGGAAAAUCUUUUCCUUCCGAAGUUAAUUGCGCUCAACAUGGAUGGAAAUGCUCUCACAGAAAUACCGUCACUUUCAGCAUCGUUCCCACAGCUUAAAAAUAUCGGAUUGGGUAAAAACUCUUUGAAGCAUCUUGACCUUAGCGCAUUUCAGUCGCUGUCUAAUUUGGAAGAAAUCUCCAUCAGUGAAAAUCAGAUAGAAUCUGUUCGCGCGUCUACCCCAUUCGUGUUGCCAAAACUCUGGACACUCUCAUUAAACAAUAAUCGGAUCACUUCCUGGAAUAUGAGCGGAUGCGACUUUCCCAACAUGUAUGACAUGAUUUUGAGUGUCAAUAAGUUUACUACAAUUCCUCCAGUGUUUCAACGGUAUCCUAAGGUUCGUUUGAUCAUCGGAGUAAAUCCCAUUCAAUGUAGUAGCAUGACAACUUUCAUGAGCAAAAUUAUUGAAAAACGGCUUUUUGUGACCGUCAUCAAUGCGGAUCAAAAAUGUGACACUUCAUCUUCAAUAACUAUCGAUAAUAUUUUUGCGGCAUGCUGUGUAUCAUAG